Phytophthora infestans T30-4 is the source of this 702-nucleotide messenger RNA. RefSeq lists its product as uncharacterized. NCBI's taxonomy places the organism in Eukaryota, Oomycota, Peronosporomycetes, Peronosporales, Peronosporaceae. The transcript is spliced from 2 exons. The record is from RefSeq and is a predicted model, not a curated record. The coding region runs from base 1 to 702 and encodes 233 amino acids.
AUGGAAGGAGGACACGGUGCUCAUGGAGGCGAUUCCCCCUCUCCAGAAGAAGACUCUGCGGCUGACCCUCUUGGCAAGGCUCUUACUGAGAAGGCACCUCGCUUGGUGUGGACUGAUUCUCGUCUGCGUACUCUCCUCCACCUCCGUUUGAUUGCGUACGGUGAUCAAUUUAACAAACACAAGAGCAGAGCGCAACUGACUGUACUGUGGAGCCGUGUGGUCCGUCGUUUUAACAAGCAGCAUGAAACCAAGGCCGUUGUAGAUCAGUUACGUAACAAACUCAAUGCUAUGAAGGCGUUGUUCGGCCAGAUCCGCGCCGACGAGGCUACUACGGGAAACUUGGAAAAAGCGGUGAAGUAUCCGAGCUACUGGUCAGUGCUCGUCGAGUUUUUUGCUGAUAAAAAGGGGCUGCGUAACCACGAUUUCGGUCAAUCGCAGGUGCCCCUACCUCCAUUUAGGGCCGAAGGAUCCGACGACGAAGCUGUGGUUUACGAUAGAGGUGCCAGUGGUGGCGACAAUGCAUGCAGUGAGAUCCAUCAAAUUGAAAGCAGGAAACCCUUUUCUACAGUAAAACCCUUCAAAAUCGUCGAAACGCUUGAUUGGGAUCAGUGUACCAUCGAUGGCACCGACUACACCAGGAAACCCAAGCAUAUCUUGAAACCCUUGUAUCACCUCCGCUAUCUCGUCGUCCGUGGACGGUAA